CUUGAAGUUCAGAAAGUCAGUGCUCCACUUCAUUCAACAAUCAAUUUGGGUGAAAAUCAAGAAGAGGAAGAAGAACAGAUCGAAAAUGGGGAAGCCAUUGGGAACGACCGGAGAGUUUUUCAGGAGAAGGGACGAGUGGAGGAAGCAUCCUAUGCUGACCAAUCAAUUCCGCCAUGCUUUCCCUGGCCUUGGCAUCGCUGUCGUAGCCUUCAGCAUCUACUGUGUUGGCGAAUUUGCUUACAAUAAGAUGUCUACCCCUUCUCACUCCACCUCUUCAGCCGCUGCUUCUCACUCUCACUGAGAUUCGACAUGGGUCGUGCUAGUAGUGAACCCCAAUUGUCUCUUUUGGUGAGGUGGUAGUGCAAGAACAGGGAUGACAAUACAGUUCAGUGGUGUUUUUUCUCAGUAAUCAUCAAUAAGAUAUUUAACAAAAAUGGACAUGUUGCCUCAAAUUUUUUUCGAGACUUGUGUUGUAACAAGAUUAAUGAGCAGUUUGCUUUACUAUGCAUUACCCUCUCUUUCGUGGUUUUCUAUGAAUCUACUAUUCCAUGA
This is a messenger RNA of Solanum dulcamara, 552 nucleotides long. Its product is annotated as NADH dehydrogenase [ubiquinone] 1 beta subcomplex subunit 3-B-like. Bases 86 to 301 code for a protein of 71 amino acids. Gene Ontology annotation, cellular component: mitochondrion. Lineage: Eukaryota; Viridiplantae; Streptophyta; Magnoliopsida; Solanales; Solanaceae. Gene Ontology annotation, biological process: mitochondrial respiratory chain complex I assembly; electron transport chain. The record is from RefSeq and is a predicted model, not a curated record. The transcript is spliced from 2 exons.